Molecule: messenger RNA, 2355 nt
Organism: Trichoderma citrinoviride
Lineage: Eukaryota; Fungi; Ascomycota; Sordariomycetes; Hypocreales; Hypocreaceae
Product: polysaccharide lyase family 8 protein
Exons: 8
Coding region: 1-2355 (784 amino acids)
Biological process (GO): carbohydrate metabolic process
Cellular component (GO): extracellular region
Molecular function (GO): carbohydrate binding; lyase activity
Source: RefSeq, a predicted model, not a curated record
AUGAAGGUUAAUUCCUUGGUGAGCCUUGCGGCUGCGGCAGCGGCUGCGGGAGUUGCGCGAGCGGCUUCCUCGUCAGAUGAUGAUCUCGCGCUCUUUGCGAAGCGAAGGACCGCGGAUCUCGCGCAGUUUCCUGAUCCUACGUGGUUUGCGAAUAUCGACACGUGGUUGUCCUCGCAAAAGGAUGAUGGCACCUGGUCUGAUGUAAACUAUCUGUCUGGCUGUCCUGCGCAACGUGCCAAUUGGCCAAUCCAGGAGCAUUGGAACAGACUGAUCACCUUUGGGGCUGCGUGGAGCGGUGUCAAUCCUGUCGUUUCGAGCAGCUGGGCCAAAGACCCGAAGCUUCUGGCUGCUGUUCAGAAGGGUCUGGAUUAUUGGUUCAGCAAUGACUAUACUCCGGCUGACUGCAUGGGAGAUGGCGGAGAAGCAUCAAAGGGAUGUCCUUGUGGUACGCCUGGUUUGUGGAAUACGAACUGGUAUGAUCAGGCCAUCCUGAUUCCUCAGCUGUGCUCGACUGCCUGCCUCCUCGUCAAGGAUGCAAACCUCACCGAGACGCAGCGGGCGGGCUGCGAGCGCAUUCCGUAUCGAGCGUAUGCUCUCCGAGACGGUACCUACGGUACUGGUGGCCGCAUGACCGGAGCCAACAUGGUCUUGGUUAUGCAAAACUCAGUCACCUUGGCGCUUUUUACGGAUAACAGCACGAUUCUGUCGGAUUCUAUGACUAGAGCCAUGUCUGUAAUGACUUUUGAGGAUGCUGCUGGUGUGGAUGGUAUCCAUCGAGACGGCACGUUUCUGCAGCAUGACGGUCUCUUGUACAACGGCAACUACGGCAAGGAUUUGUUGAAUGCGUUCAUUCAGCUUGAAGGAGAGGCAAUUGGUACCUCAUUUGCCGCGGACAACAGCACCAGGGAGGCCAUGUCCACUUACAUCAAGGGCGACGAGUGGAUGAUUUUCACAGACUCUGAGACCAGAACCGAGCACUGGGACUUUAACGCCAUCGGUCGCUUUGUUUCUUUCCCUACCGUUGACUUGCAAGCGAGCGCAGACAUCAACUUCAAUGUCUCCAAGCUCGCGGCCGCCGUUGCCGACUUCACGGGCUCGUACGCCGUCAACGAUACCAUCAGCCGACUCCUAUCCAACGGCACCGAGAAGCUCACGGGCAACAAGGGCUUCUGGGCGAGCGACUACAUGGUCCACCGCAGACCCAACUUUGUCCUCACGAACAAGAUGAUUUCCACCCGGUCGGCCAACUCGGAGAGCGUCAACGGCGCCAACCCGUACGCCUACCACAUGGGCCAGGGCACCCUGUACUCGUACGUCACGGGCACCGAGUACAAGGACAUUAUGGGCGCGUGGGACUGGAAUCUCGUUCCGGGGACGACGACCCUGCUCGACCAGCCCACGCUUCAGGCUUCUCAGGUAAAAUACACCGGGCUCAAGGACUUUGUGGGCGUCGUCAGCGACGGCAAGUUUGGUGCUGCUGUGGAAGACUAUCUCGAUCCGUUGACGCAGAAUCUUUCGUACCGCAAGUCGUGGUUCUUUGUGGACGAGGGCGUCAUUGUCAUCACCACGGAUAUCAAGAAGAACGCGACCGCCCCCGUCAUCACGGUGCUGGACAAUCGCGCUGCCGAGUCUUCCAAGACAAAGGCAUUCGUGAAGAACGGCCCCCUUGCGCAGUUGACGGGCGAGCAGCACGUCGCCACAGACACGCUUUACUACGCAAACAACGGCUACCUUGCCUACGACACGCCCUUUGACCUGACGCUGUCGGUGGGCAAGCGAAGCGGCAACUGGUCCGAGAUAUCCACCUCGACUCAGGGCGUCGAGACCGUCGACAUCUUCUCCGCUUACACGACGAUCAAGGGCGACAAGUUCACCUACGGCUUCUUCCCGUCCAUCUCGUCCCAGAAGCUGACCAAGGAGCUCGUGAAGCCGACCUGGACGCCCAUCACCAAGAAGGGCAUCUCGGGCAUCUACGGCAAAAACCGAGCCAGCCUCGCCUUCUGGCCCGGCGGCGCCAAGUCCGUCGCGCUGGACCUCAAGGAUCUGGGCUGGGCGAGCGCCGGCACGCUGACGUUUACGUCCGACCAGCCGGCGGUGUACCUCCUCAGCGCAAAGAGCAAGGAGGGCAACAGCCUGCGGUUGACGGUGACGCUGGCUGAUCCUACGCAGAAGCUUGGCGCGGCUUCGUACUCGAUCAAGAUUGCGGGUCAGAAGCACGCGGUGAGGGAGAUGGGGGAGAGGAGCGAGGGGAUUGAGAGGAGGGGGGAUGGCGGGAUUGGAUUUGGGGUGAAGUUGCCUACGGGGGGGCUGGCUGGUUCGUCGGUCAGUCGGGAGGUGACUUUGGAGUUGAACUAA